AUGGGUCUGUGCACCAGUAAGACCAGCGUGAGCCUGAACCCCGCGGCUCACAUACUGCACGCCGAGAGGGAGGACCACGACAGCCCUGAGGGGACCCCCAUCCUGGAGGAGGGGGUCCUGCUGGUCCAGCCCGCCAAGAACAAGACGGAGGGCGGGACCAAGGGAGGCAGAGGAGGAGGAACUCAGCCAGCUAAAGGCUACAUGGAGCUGGGGGGGAAGGAGGGGGAGGCGCAGAUGUCCAGGGAGGGGGGGGAGGAGGAGGAGGAGGAGGAGGAGCAGGACGCUGUGGAGGAGAUGGUGAACUUCUCCCACAGCGAGGUCAGUCUGCAGAGCGAGUUUCUGGAGCUGAGCUAG
This is a messenger RNA of Knipowitschia caucasica, 354 nucleotides long. The record is from the annotation of a GenBank genome assembly. Lineage: Eukaryota; Metazoa; Chordata; Actinopteri; Gobiiformes; Gobiidae.